UCUCCGCAGGUUGGUUUCUAGGCCAUGGCCACACAGCAGCAGGCAAAGCCCCAGGACGAGCUGGUGUCCAAGCAACCGGGCAACAACAAACAGGAGGAUGAGGAGGAGAUCGAUGAGGCGGCCGUCGUGGUUCCGCCGGACAGCGGCUGGGCAUGGGUGGUGAUGGUGGCCUCGUUCCUCUGCUGCACGGUGAUCGAUGGAAUCGUCUUCUGCUCGCCGCUUAUCCAGGAGCAGCUGAUGGCUGAGUUCAAUGUGAGCAAGGGCUAUGUGGCCUUUGUGUCUUCGCUGCUCAGUGGCUGCUACCUGAUGGCAGGACCCUUUGUGAGUGCUAUGGCGAACCGAUUUGGAUUCCGACCGGUGACUAUAGCUGGUUCAGUCUUCGCUGCCAUUUGCUUCGGGCUGUCGUACUUUGCCACCAGCGUGGAGUACCUUUUCCUGAUCUAUGGCAUCCUGGGCGGCAUUGGCUUCUGCAUGGUCUACAUUCCUGCUGUAGUCAUCAUCGGUUUCUACUUUGAGAAGUGGCGUGCCGUGGCCACCGGAGUGGCUAUGUGCGGCUCCGGCGUCGGCACCUACGUGUUCGCUCCCCUCACGAACAUCCUGUUGAAGAUGGGCUGGCGCGAAACCCUGGCCAUCCAGGGAAUCAUUGUCCUGUCAUGCGCCCUGUUUGGCCUGGCUUUCCGACCCAUCCAGCCAAUCACUCUGUCCGUUUCCACCGAGGAAGGCGACGAGCAGGAGAAGAGCAAACUGAACGGACAUGGCAACACUGUGGCCCCCACUCCACAGCUCCACCAGGCCGCCUUUACCAAGCCGCUGCCGGAGGGCCGGUUCGCCUACUCAAUGCCCAACUCCGCCCACAACACGUACAUGGGUGCCUCCCAGCGCAACCACUACCCGACCGCCCAGGAGAUCUUCAAGGGCAUGAAUCUGGAGAGGAGGCCUUCGGGCAACGCACCAGGCAGCAAGGGUACUGAGCUGAAACAACUGCGCAAGUCCCAGCCCACCACUCCCAACGGAGAUCCCCAGCAGCUGACCUUCAACCUGCACAAGGAACUGACCACCGUGGGUGAGAACGAGGAGGAGGCGGAGAACGACAACCUGUUGGAGACGGAGGCCAAGCCAGUGACCAUCCAGGCACGUCGUCACACCGUUUCUGGCCGUCGCCCCCAGGAUAUUGGCAAGCGACCAGUCGCCGGAGCCCAGGACCCCAACCAUGGACAAUCGCACUCCUCGUCCAGACCCAUGUACCGUGAUGAUAUCUUCUUCACUGGCUCGCUGACCCGUAUUCCCCAGUACCAGUCGCAGACUUCCCUGGCCUACCACAUGUCCGUGACACGUUUGCCCACCAAGCAGGACAUGCUCGAGGAUCGCCAGAAGGGAUGCCGCAUCUGCCCGGAGGCAGUGCGUCGCACUCUGUCGACCAUGUUGGACACCACACUGCUCAAAUCGCCCGCCUUCAUGUGCCUCGCAUUCAGCGGUUUCCUGACCAUGAUGGGCUUCUUUGUGCCCUUCUCCUUCCUGGUAGAUCGUGCCGUACACGCAGGCAUGGAUAAGGAGUCGGCACUCGGAGUGCUUGGUGGAAUCGGACUGGUUAACACCUUUGCUAGGAUCGUUUGUGGAUCUAUCAGCUCCUUCCCCGCCGUAAAGCCCCUGUGGCUGAACAACUUUGCCCUGACUGCCGGUGGCAUUGCCACGAUCUUCAGUGGCAUCAUUAUCAACACAGCCACCCAGUGGACCUUUGCCCUGUUCUUCGGUAUCUGCAUUGCCUGCUUCUCGGCGCUGCGAUCCCUGAUCGCCGUGGAACUGAUCGGUCUGGAGAAGCUGACCAACGCCUACGGAUUCCUGAUGCUUUUCCAGGGCAUUGCCGCCACGGUGGGCAGUCCCAUUGCCGGUGGUCUCUAUUCGAUGACCCAGAGCUAUGAUGCCGCCUUCUACUUCGCCGGAGGACUGAUUCUUCUCUCAGCCUUCCUCUGCUAUCCGCUCACCUGUGUGAGCAGGUGGGAGCAAAACCGCAACCAGAAGCACACCCCCCUGCCGGCGGCCUAAGGUGCUCCAGCGUUGGAUCUAAGCAGCAGACAACCCAUUGAAAUCGCAGCCGAAAUUAUCUCCGAUUUGUGGACAACCGUAAUUGGCCAAUUAGUCAAUUUAGGUGACAUGGAGAUCCGAAGGAGCGGAGCAAUGAAAACAGAGCGCGGAAGCGUGUUCCGAGUACUUGAUACGUUAAGAUUAGACUAAGCGUAAUGUUUGUGCCUUCAGCGAUAUCGAGUGCCUAUCAUACACACCCAAAAAAAAAAACAACAACAAAAAAACCAGAAAAGCCUAAAAACUAAAAUUAAAAAUAAUGAAAAAAACACUCAAUCAGAAAACUAAAGAAAACAGCGAGGAGUGUAAAGUAUGUUUCUAUAAGCUUUAGUGGAGCAGUUGCCCAGAUUGGAAGUAGAAUUAAGCAGCCUAGGUUAACCGAAAACAUUAUUAAUACCAUUAUGUUAGCUAUAAGCAGCGUGCACAUGGCUUUGGCUGGGCCACAAGUCGACUGCCAAGUUAGGAAUCGUUUGUUGAGAGUUAUUUAACCGAUAGGAGAACACGAGCAUUUGUUUAUCUUGUAAGAGAUACUGUACGCCACCACGGACUUGUUACAUAGCGUGUAUAUACACACAAAACCCCUAGCUAGCUAGAUAGAUAUUUAUUAUGUUUAUCAAUCAAUCAAAGACACCUCUCCACCAGCCGAUCGCCCAACGAGAGGUUGUUGCACCCGCCGAUUACGAUGCCGAUGCGAUUCCGAAUCCAAUGCGGAUGGAUGCAUCGUGGGCUUAGCCGGGUCGAUCGUGGACAAAACGAACAAUCAACCAACCAACCAACCAACACGAUGAGGCAUCUGGUGCAAGUGCUGUGCUCUUAUGCAAACAGAUUUAAAUAUAUAUUACACUAUACAGAUACGAAUACAGAAACAAAUACAGAUAUACACACGGACCGCUACAUACUCAGCACGUUGAGUGCGUUUCGCGUUUACGUUUAUCAAUUACAAUUACAUUUUAAUACCGAAUGACUUGUAUUACAUUUAAAUUAAUGAGUUUACAUUGCAUUGCAUGCGACAUAAGGUUACAACAAAUAAUUCAUAAACAAUAAAGACGAUUCGGUAAUACAAACUAA
Molecule: messenger RNA, 3147 nt
Organism: Drosophila bipectinata
Lineage: Eukaryota; Metazoa; Arthropoda; Insecta; Diptera; Drosophilidae
Product: monocarboxylate transporter 14
Biological process (GO): transmembrane transport; monocarboxylic acid transport
Cellular component (GO): membrane
Molecular function (GO): monocarboxylic acid transmembrane transporter activity
Source: RefSeq, a predicted model, not a curated record